CUCCAGCCCGUCCUUAUCUGCCCACUUGCUGCCGCCAUUCUUGUCUUCAUCCUAACCGCCACAUCUGAUAAUGAACGGCAACAUGAAUGGGAGCCAGCCACCUGCGGCGCCCGCAGCGCCCGUCGCCCCCAAUGGCCCGCAGCCACAGGCACCACCGCAGCAGAUGCCCGUCCGUCGCCGCCGCCCGCGCCCCCAGGCCGAUGUCCUGCGCAAACCCCGUCGCCCAUUGCAGAAUAUAACAAAGCCCAUGGUGUCUUUGUCGCAGAUGAACGAGGCAAAGAAGCCCCCGGCCGGGCCGGACCUCGAUGGUACGCGGUCCAAGGACGCGCUGCGACAGGAGUAUCUCGACCAGGGCGCCAGCGUCUUCCCGCUCAUCGUGAGCCGCAAGGACCUGAAAGAGCUGCGACACCACGUUAUGCGCCUGCAGAGCAAGAGUCAUGUCGAUAUCACGGAUGAGAAGCAGUUCACUCCGCCCAUCAAGCUCCACCGCAGAGAUCCUCGCGCGCCUCCCAGCGGCAUUGGAUCCCACUAUGAAGAAGAAGACACAAAGGAAGACCUGGAGGAAAUCAAGGAGCGUGAGCGCAUCGAGCAGCAAAAGGAAGAGCGCCGCAAGGUGCGCGAGGAGAACCAGGCCAAGAUAGCGCCUACUGGCUUGAAGAAGCCUCCUGCCUUCCAAAAGAAAACGGAGCAGAAGUACCGGCCCGACGAUACCCCCGAAGCAAAGAAGCGCCAGCUGCUGCGUUACGAAGAGACACUGCCUUGGCAUUUGGAAGACUACGAGAACAAGCAGACAUGGGUAGGCACCUACGAGUCGGAGCUCUCAGAGACGCACGUCAUGCUCUCAGCUACGCGACCUGGCGAUCCGAGCACUGCCAUACAAAUGGCACCCAUGGAGCGCUGGUACAGAUUCAAUGUCAAGGGCAAGAUCAAGGCAGGCAGCGACGAUGUGGACAAGAUUUUGGCCAAGGUCGAGAGCGGCGGACCCAGGUUCUUUGCCGAGCUUGAGAAGCGACAAGCGCAGCGCGUCAAGGAAGAGGAUGCAGCAAGGCAGUUCAGCGGAGUGCGCACGCGAGUGGGCGGUGGUGCAGACGACGAGGGCCGGAUCAAGCGAGAGCGUUUUGAUGACGAUACAAUUGGGUUCGUCAAGCGCGAAGCGGAUGCCGACGACAUCGAUUUCAACCUUGAGGAAGACUUUGCUGACGACGAAGAAGGCCUCAAUGGUCUUUUCGAGGGUGAGGAGCAAGACGUCAAGGAGGCGGCGGAGAAGCUGAAGCGCGACCAAUUGCAAGCUGCCCUUUGGGAUCGGCCCGACGAGCAACUGAUAGCGCAAAAGGAGGAAGAGGAGCGUAGGAUCGCAGAGGAAACGAGAGCUAUGGAGAAGAUCACGCGAAAGACGCUAGCCAAGCGCGAGAAGCAAUAUGACUAUCUCGAUAGCGACCCUGAGAAUCCCUACCUCACUGAGAGCGAAUCAGACACCGACUCGGAGACGGAGCGACAGCAAGCAAAAGAAGAGGCAGAGAAGAAAGCCGCCGAGCAGAAUGGCAAAGCCCCGGAAGCUGGCAAUGCCCCGUCUGGUGCAUCCACAAAGGGCUCCAACACCCCUUCGGGCAACAAGCCCGGAGAAUCCAAGGCCAAGAAGCGGCCUGGCUCACCCAACCUUUCAGAAGCUAGUGGUAACGAAUCGUCGCGUAAGAAGCACAAGAAGAAGCACCACGAUAAGAUGGCCGACGGAUCUCGGAAAUCCACUCUUGGAAAUCUCAAGGGCGCAGGUUCUGGUAGUGACAGCGAGAUGACUGACGCCGGCAAGAAGCGCAAGAAGGAAAAGAAAGAGAAGAACCGCAUCUUGCUUGGUGGAUCGCCUGCUGGCACACCCGGCGCUAGUCGCGCUGGGAGUCCUGCUGCAAACGGCAGCCGUGCUGGCAGCCCGUCCGCAGGCCCGUCCAGGCCUCCGCUACCCUCUGCAAGAGAGAUUUACGAAUCUCUGCCACCUCAAGGCAUGAAUAUCCAGAACCUCAUUGUGAAGUUCAAGGGUCGUGUUGACAAGUCCAAUACACAACUGUUUAUCAAGCUUGUCAAGGCUGUCUCGAGCUUUGACAAAGCAAAGAGUUGGCUCACGCCGCUGGAAAAGAUGCCCACUGAAGAACAUAUUAGCGCGUUUAUGAACGCGGGGAAUGCGCCAAAGCCCACGUAGGGAAGCUUGCACUAUGGUCAUGAUGCACAAGGGAAAUUUUUAAGUUUGUAAGAUAAUUAGAAUGCGCACUAGACGAAGGAAUUGGCGAGCUCGCAGACUGGAGUACUUGGAAAGAGCACAUAUG
Exserohilum turcica Et28A is the source of this 2315-nucleotide messenger RNA. RefSeq lists its product as uncharacterized. Gene Ontology annotation, cellular component: nucleus; transcription factor TFIIF complex. The transcript has a single exon. The record is from RefSeq and is a predicted model, not a curated record. Lineage: Eukaryota; Fungi; Ascomycota; Dothideomycetes; Pleosporales; Pleosporaceae. Bases 71 to 2191 code for a protein of 706 amino acids. Gene Ontology annotation, biological process: transcription initiation at RNA polymerase II promoter; positive regulation of transcription elongation by RNA polymerase II. Gene Ontology annotation, molecular function: DNA binding; TFIIF-class transcription factor complex binding; RNA polymerase II general transcription initiation factor activity.